This is a messenger RNA of Scleropages formosus (Asian bonytongue), 1933 nucleotides long. RefSeq names its product sphingosine-1-phosphate phosphatase 1b (gene sgpp1b). Gene Ontology annotation, molecular function: sphingosine-1-phosphate phosphatase activity. Gene Ontology annotation, cellular component: endoplasmic reticulum membrane. The transcript has 3 exons. The record is from RefSeq and is a predicted model, not a curated record. NCBI's taxonomy places the organism in Eukaryota, Metazoa, Chordata, Actinopteri, Osteoglossiformes, Osteoglossidae. Gene Ontology annotation, biological process: sphingosine metabolic process. The coding region runs from base 389 to 1729 and encodes 446 amino acids.
AUCUAUACGUGCGCGCCUCGGUUUUCCUCGCAGAGCUGUCAGUGCCCGGAUACCAGAUAGCGGAGCGGGGUGUGUGUGGAUUGUCGUCCCCGAUGAAAGAUUUAUCUCUCUUCAUGUCGCUCUGGGAUUUCGGAGAUUUUUUACAACACAUUUAACUGGCUUGAGGACCAGCGAGGAGUUCCGUGUUUCAUUUCUCGUUCUUCCGUGAUGCACGUGCCUGGUAAAUUGCCUCAGAAAAGUCUCUUAAAGUAAAACGGCCUCAGCGCUCGCUGCUUCACAUAUGCACGGUCGGAGUUGAACUUGAGAAGCUCGUGCGGCUCGAGUGGGACUCUCUUCCCCCCCGCCGCCCCCCCACGAAUGUUUCUUUGACUUCGCGGCUUCAGAAAAUAUGGCAAGUGGUUUAAAAAGCCGGUUUGCGAGGCUCUGCGAGCAUCUCAAAGACCCGCACCAUGUCGCGAGGUUCCAGCAGAUGUGCGGAGUCAAGGGGUCGUUUCUCCGGAAUCGGUGCGGGGGAGGAGAGCCGCCGAGCUGCAGGGGGGACGGGGAGAACGGCGCCGUCACGGGGAGCUCCGACGUGGAGAGGAGGCUCCGCACCGGCCCGGGGAGCAGAGCGAAACAGGAGGGCCGCUGUCAAAACGGCGUGCGGAACGGCACGGCCGGGACCUGUGGCGCCGGAGAGACGGAGACGGAGACGGAUCCGGCCCCCGGCAGCCCCCUGAAGCCCCGGCGCAGGAACUCGCUCACGGGUGACGUGGGCCAAGAGUUCCUCAUCGAGAACAAGCUGCUGUACUACCUGUUCAGCUUCGGCACCGAGCUGGGCAACGAGCUCUUCUACAUCACCUUCUUCCCCUUCUUCAUCUGGAACGUGGACCCGUUCGUGGGCCGCCGGAUCAUCCUGGUGUGGGUGUGGGUCAUGUACUUGGGCCAGUGCACCAAGGACUUGGUGGGUUGGUCGAGGCCCGCCUCGCCGCCCGUGGUCAAGCUGGAGGUGUUCUACAACUCUGAGUACAGCAUGCCCUCCACGCACGCCAUGUCGGGCACCGCCAUCCCCUUCUCUCUCUUCCUGCUCACCUAUGGCCGCUGGCAGUACCCGAUGAUGAUGGGUGUGGUGAUGGCAUUGAGCUGGUGUGUCCUGGUCUGUAUCAGCCGCAUCUACAUGGGAAUGCACUCCAUUCUGGAUGUCAUCGCUGGGUUCCUGUACAGUGUCUUGAUCCUGGUGCUGUUCCACCCAGCACUUGACAUGGUUGACACCUUCAACCAGACCUGCUGCUAUGCCCCACUGGCAAUCAUCUCCAUGCACUUGGUCUUGGCGCUCUUCUCUUUUACCCUGGACACCUGGAGCACAUCACGAGGUGACACAGCACAGAUCCUGGGCACAGGUGCUGGCAUCGCCUUGGGCUUCCAUCUCAACCGCCGGCUGGGUCUGCUGCCGGAUCCGCCCUUGUGGCAGCUGCCCUUCACCCCACCAAUGAUUGACACUGCCCUGCUGGCCAAGUCCCUGCUGCGUCUGUUACUGGGUUUGAUGGUGCUGUUGCUCAUACGGGCUGUAAUGAAGGUGCUGACUAUCCCUCUGGUAUGCCGUGUGUCUGGUGUCUGCAGCGACGAUGUGCGCACGGCUCGGCAGCACAUGGAAGUAGAACUUCCCUACCGCUAUAUCGUCUACGGUACGGUCGGCUUCAGUUGCUCCUUCCUUGCGCCUCUGCUCUUCAGCUACAUCGGCCUGUCCUGAGGAGAUUGAAGCACAUGGCCGUUUAAAACAGCUCCCUCUUUCCCCCAACUGAGCAUUGAUUCAUACCGUGUGAUAGCGGAAUGAUGGUGGAUGGAUGGUAGGCGAAAUCAGAGCCUAUGAUUUUUUUUUUAUCAAAACCACCCGCUGCCUUUUCAUUCUCAUUGUUGGCUGUCUUUUUAUUGACUGGCUAUACAUAUCUUGUUU